Messenger RNA from Oncorhynchus gorbuscha (pink salmon), 540 nucleotides. RefSeq names its product asc-type amino acid transporter 1-like. Gene Ontology annotation, biological process: D-alanine transmembrane transport; amino acid transmembrane transport; D-serine transmembrane transport. NCBI's taxonomy places the organism in Eukaryota, Metazoa, Chordata, Actinopteri, Salmoniformes, Salmonidae. The record is from RefSeq and is a predicted model, not a curated record. Gene Ontology annotation, cellular component: membrane. Gene Ontology annotation, molecular function: neutral L-amino acid transmembrane transporter activity; L-amino acid transmembrane transporter activity.
GUGAGUGUGUUGGUCCCUAUCAGUUACCUGGCGUUCUGGGCGGUGCUGCUGGGGUUCAGCCUGUACUCGGAGCCUGUGGUGUGUGGCAUGGGGAUCGUCAUCAUGCUCACCGGGGUACCCGUCUACUUCGUCGGGGUCCACUGGAAGAACAAGCCCAGAUGUGUCUACAGGGUCGUGGAGUGUGUGACCUACGUGGGUCAGAAGCUGUGUUUCGUGGUGUUCCCCCAAGAAGACCUGUCAGAGAUCACCCCCCUCACAUCCUCGGAUAAACACAUCGACUGAACGAGCCCCCCCCUCACAGCCUCGGAUAAACACAUCGACUGAAAGAGCACCCCCUCACAGCCUCGGAUAAACACAAUGACUGAACGAGCCCCCCCUCACAGCCUCGGAUAAACACAUCGACUGAACGAGCCCCCCCUUACAGCCUUGGAUAAACACAUCGACUGAACGAGCCCCCCUCACAGCCUCGGAUAAACACAUCGACUGAAAGAGCACCCCCUCACAGCCUCGGAUAAACACAAUGACUGAACGAGCCCCCUC